This is a messenger RNA of Equus quagga, 7542 nucleotides long. It is a transcript of the gene PTPRQ, whose product is annotated as protein tyrosine phosphatase receptor type Q. Gene Ontology annotation, biological process: protein dephosphorylation. The record is from RefSeq and is a predicted model, not a curated record. NCBI's taxonomy places the organism in Eukaryota, Metazoa, Chordata, Mammalia, Perissodactyla, Equidae. Bases 1 to 7095 code for a protein of 2364 amino acids. Gene Ontology annotation, molecular function: protein tyrosine phosphatase activity; protein binding. The transcript has 45 exons.
AUGAUGACUGAGUACACAGUUACAGAUCUGACUCCUGGUGGGAUAUAUAACGUCACUGUACACAGAGUGAGAGGCAGUGUUGAAGGAUCUGGCACAUUUAUCAGAGUUGUGGCAGAACCGGAAAAACCCGAGAAACUUAAAGUCUUCAAUAUUUCUGCACAUUCCUUUUCUCUGCGCUGGAGCCUGCCCUCCGGCCAUGUGGAAAGGUUUCAUGUGGAUCUUGUUCCUGACAGUGGCUUUAUUACUAUCAGAGAUCUUGGAGGUGGAGAAUAUCAGGUUGAUGUUUUCAAUGCUCUUCCUGGUACUAGGUACGAAGUAACCAUCUCUUCCAUUUCUGCUACAACAUACAGCUCACCUGUUAGUAGAAUAGUGACAACGAACGUGACAAAACCAGGGCCUCCAGUCUUCCUAGCAGGGGAAAGAGUAGGAUCUGCUGGGAUCCUUCUCUCUUGGAAUACACCACCAAAUCCAAGUGGGAGAAUUUUAUCUUACGUUGUGAAAUACAAGGAAGUUUGUCCAUGGAUGCAAACAGUAUAUACACAAGUUAGAGCAAAGCCAGACAGUCUGGAAGUCCUUCUUACCAACCUCAAUCCUGGAACAACGUAUGAAAUCAAGGUUGCUGCUGAAAAUAGCGCUGGCGUUGGAGUGUUUAGUGACCCAUUUCUCUUCCAAACUGCAGAAAGUGCUCCAGGAAAAGUGGUGAAUCUCACGGUGGAGGCCUUUAACUAUUCAGCAGUAAACCUGAUUUGGUAUUUACCUCGGCAACCAAAUGGCAAAAUUACCAGCUUCAAGAUUAGUGUCAAACACGCCAGAAGUGGGAUAGUAGUGAAAGAUGUCUCCAUCAAAGUAGAGGACAUUUUGACUGGGAAAUUGCCAGAAUGUAAUGAGAAUAAUGAAUCUUUUUUAUGGAGUACAACCAGCCCUCCUCCAACUCUUGGUAGAGUUACACCUCCAUCCCGUACCACAUAUUCAUUGAGCACGUUGGCACGGAGUAAGAUUAGCUCUGUGUGGAAAGAGCCUAUCAGUUUUGUAGUGACACAUUUGAGACCUUACACGACGUACCUUUUUGAAGUUUCUGCUGUUACAACUGAAGCAGGUUACAUUGAUAGCACGAUUGUCAGAACGCCAGAAUCAGUGCCUGAAGGACCGCCACAAAACUGUAUAACAGGCAACAUUACAGGAAGAUCGUUUUCAAUUUCGUGGGACCCGCCAACUAUAGUAACAGGGAAAUUUAGUUACAGAGUUGAAUUAUAUGGACCAUCUGGUCGGAUUUUGGAUAAUAGCACAAAAGACCUUAAGUUUGCAUUCACUAACCUGACACCAUUUACCAUGUAUGAUGUGUACGUUGCGGCUGAAACCAGUGCAGGGACUGGACCCAAGUCAAACACUUCAAUAUUCACUCCUCCAGAAGUUCCAGGUGCAAUAUCUGAUCUACAAGCUGCAGAAGUAGAAGCCACACAAAUAAGAAUUACUUGGAAGAAACCACGACAACCAAAUGGAAUCAUUAACCAAUACCGAGUGAAAGUACUGGUUUCAGAGACAGGAGUACUUUUGGAAAAUACUUUGCUCACAGGAAAGGAUGAGUAUAUAAACGACCCCAUGGCUCCAGAAACUGUGAACACAGUAAAGUCCAUGGCAGGAUUAUUUGAGGGUUCAGCAGAGAUGUCUUCUGACCUGUACUCGCUUGCUUCAGUUAUUUAUAACAGUCAUCCACAUAACUUUCCCGCGAGGAAUAGAGCUGAAGACCAGCAUUCAACAGUUGGAACUACAAGGAAUCAGUAUAUCACCGACAUUGCUGCCGAACAGCUGUCUUACGUUAUCAGGAGACUUGUGCCUUUCACUGAGCACAUGAUUAGUGUAUCUGCUUUCACCAUCAUGGGGGAAGGACCACCAACGGUUCUCAAUGUUAGGACAAGUGAGCAAGUGCCAAGCUCCAUUAAAAUUAUAAACUAUAAAAAUAUUAGUUCUUCAUCUAUUUUGUUAUAUUGGGAUCCUCCAGAAUAUCCCAAUGGAAAAAUAACUCAUUAUACAAUUUAUGCAAUGGAACUGGACACAAACCGAGCCUUCCAGAUGACUACUAUAGAUAACAGCUUUCUCAUAACAGGGUUAAAGAAAUACACGAAAUAUAAAAUGAGAGUGGCUGCUUCAACUCGUGUUGGAGAAAGUUCUUUGUCUGAAGAAAAUGACAUCUUUGUGAGAACUCCAGAAGAUGAACCAGAGUCAUCACCUCAAAGUGUUGAAGUUACUGAUGUUACUGCAAGUGAAAUAAGUUUGAAGUGGUCACCACCUGAGAAACCCAAUGGGAUUAUUGUUGCAUACGAAGUGCUCUAUAAAAAUAUAGAUACCCUAUUUAUGAAGAACACCUCAACAACAAGCAUAAGUUUAAGGGACUUAAAACCUUACACCCUCUAUAACAUUUCUGUAAGAUCAUAUACCAGAUUUGGUCAUGGUAACCAGUUAUCAUCUUUACUCUCUGUAAGGACUUCUGAGACUGUGCCUGGUAGUGCCCCAGAAAAUAUUACUUACAAAAAUAUUUCCUCUGGAGAGAUUGAGCUGUCAUUCCUUCCCCCGAGUACUCCCAAUGGAAUCAUUCACAAAUAUACCAUUUAUCUCAAGAGAAGUGAUGGAAAGGAGGAAAGAACUCUAAAUACAACCUCUUUGACCCAGAGCAUUAAAGGACUGAAGAAAUAUACCCAAUAUAUGAUUGAAGUGUCUGCUAGUACCCUCAAAGGUGAAGGAGUUCGGAGUGCACCCAUACAUGUAUUGACUGAAGAAGAUGCUCCUGAUUCACCCCCUCAAGACUUCUCUGUAAAACAGUUGUCUGGUGUCAUGGUGAAGUUGUCAUGGCAACCACCCCUGGAGCCAAAUGGAAUUAUCCUCUAUUACACAGUUUAUGUCUGGGAUAGAUCAUCAUUAAAAACCGUUAAUGUAACUGAAACAUCAUUAGAGUAUUCAGAUUUGGACUAUAAUGUUGAAUAUAGCACUUAUGUAACAGCUAACACCAGAUUUGGUGCUGGGAAAACAAGAAGCAAUGUCGUUAACUUUCGAUCACCUGAGGGAGCUCCAAGUGACCCUCCCAAAGAUGUUCAUUAUGCAAAUCUCAGUUCUUCAUCAAUAAUUCUCUUUUGGACGCCUCCCUCAAAACCUAAUGGCAUUAUACAGUAUUAUUCUGUUUAUUACAGAAAUGCUUCAGGUACUUACAUGCAGAAUUUUACACUCCAUGAAGUAACCAAUGACUUUGACAAUAUGACUGUAUCUGCAAUAAUAGAUAAACUGGCAAUAUUCAGCUACUAUGCAUUUUGGGUAACAGCAAGCACUUCAGUUGGAAAUGGGAAUAAAAGCAGUGACACAGUUCAAGUAUACACAGAUCAAGACAUACCUGAAGGGCUUGUCGGAAACUUGACUUACGAGUCCAUUUCAUCAACUGCAAUAAACGUAAGCUGGGGCCCACCAGCUCAACCGAACGGUCUAGUCUUCUACUAUGUUUCUCUGAGCUUACAGCAGACUCCUCGCCAUGUGAGACCACCUCUAGUUACGUAUGAGAGAAGCAUGUAUUUUGAUAAUCUGGAAAAAUACACUGAUUAUAUAUUAAAAAUCACUCCAUCAACAGAAAAAGGAUUCUCUGAUACCUAUACUGCCCAGCUACACAUCAAAACUGAAGAGGAUGUCCCAGAAACUUCACCAAUAAUCAACAAUUUUAAAAACCUUUCCUCUACCUCAGUUCUCUUAUCAUGGGAUCCCCCACUAAAACCAAAUGGUGCAAUAAUAAGUUAUGAUUUAACUUUACAAGGACCAAAUGAGAAUUACUCUUUUGUUACUUCUGAUAACUCUAUAACAUUGGAAGAGCUUUCACCAUUUACAUUAUAUAGUUUUUUUGCUGCUGCAAGAACUAUAAAAGGACUCGGUCCUUCCAGUAUUCUUUUCUUUUACACAGAUGAGUCAGUGCCUUUAGCACCUCCUCAAAAUUUGACUUUAAUCAACUACACUUCAGACUUUGUGUGGCUGAAAUGGAGUCCAAGUCCUGUUCCAGGCGGUAUUGUUAAACUAUACAGUUUUAAAAUUCAUGAACAUGAAACUGACACUGUAUUUUAUAAGAACAUUUCAACUUUUCAAACUGAAGCCAAACUUGUUGGGCUCGAACCAGUCAGCACCUAUUCUGUCAGCAUAUGUGCCUUUACGAAAGUCGGGAAUGGCAAUCAGUUUAGUAACGUAGUAAAAUUCACAACCCAAGAAUCAGUUCCAGAUGUUGUACAGAAUAUACAGUGUAUGGCAACUAGCUGGCAGUCAGCUUUAGUGAAGUGGGAUCCACCCAAAAAGGCAAAUGGAGUAAUUACGCAUUAUAUGAUAACAGUUGAAGGGAAUUCUACAAAAGUCUCUCCCCAAGAUGACAUGUAUACUUUCAUGAAACUUCUUGCCAAUACCUCAUAUGUGUUUAAAGUAACAGCUUCAACCUCAGCUGGUGAAGGUGAUGAAUGUACAUGCAAUGUCAGCACACUCCCUGAAACAGUUCCCAGUGUUCCCACAAAUAUUACUUUUUCUAAUGUUCAGUCAACUAGUGCAACAUUGACAUGGAUGAGACCUGACACUAUCCUUGGCUACUUCCAAAAUUACAAGAUUACCACUCAACUUCGGGCUCAAACAUGCAGAGAAUGGGAAUCUCAAGAUUGUGUUGAAUAUCAAAAAAUUCAGUACCUCUAUGAAGCUGACCUAACUGAACAGACAGUAUAUGGAUUAAAGAAAUUUAGAUGGUAUAGAUUUCAAGUGGCUGCCAGCACCAAUGCCGGCUACGGCAAUGCUUCAAAUUGGAUAUCUACGCAAACCCUGCCUGGCCCUCCAGAUGGUCCUCCUGAAAAUGUGUAUGUAGUAGCAACAUCACCUUUCAGCAUCAACAUCAGCUGGAGUGAACCGGCUGUCAUUACUGGACCAACAUUCUAUCUGAUAGAUGUCAAAUCGGUUGAUACUGAUGAAUUUAAUAUUUCCUUAAUUAAAUCAAAUGAAGAAAAUAAAACCAUAGAAAUUAAAGAUUUGAAAAUAUUCACAAGGUAUUCCGUGGUGAUCACAGCAUUCACCGGAAACAUUACUGCUGCGUAUGUAGACGGAAAGUCGAGUUCUGAAGUGAUUGUUACUACUUUAGAAUCAGUCCCAAAGGAUCCACCUAACAACAUGACCUUUCAGAAGAUACCAGACGAAGUUACAAAAUUCCAGUUAACAUUCCUUCCUCCUUCUCAACCCAAUGGAAACAUCCAAGUAUAUCAAGCUUUGGUUUACAGAGAAGAUGACCCUACUGCCUUCCAGAUUCACAAUCUCAGCAUUAUCCAGAAAACUGACACAUCCGUCAUUGCAGUGUUAGAAGGACUAAAAGGUGGACAUACAUACAAUAUCAGUAUUUACGCGAUCAAUAGUGCUGGUGCAGGGCCAAAGGUUCAGAUGAGAAUAACCAUGGAUAUUAAAGCUCCAGCACGACCGAAAACCAAGCCCAUCCCUAUUUAUGAUGCCACAGGGAAACUGCUGGUGACUUCCACAACAAUCACAAUCAGAAUGCCAAUAUGUUACUACAACGAUGAUCAUGGACCAAUUAAAAAUGUACAAGUGCUUGUGGCAGAAGCAGGAGCUCAGCAUGAUGGAAAUGUAACAAAGUGGUAUGAUGCAUACUUUAAUAAACCAAGGCCAUAUUUUACAAAUGAAGGCUUUCCUAACCCCCCAUGUACAGAAGGAAAGACAAAGUUCAGUGGCAAUGAAGAAAUCUACAUCAUUGGUGCUGAUAAUGCAUGUAUGAUUCCUGGCAAUGAAGACAAAAUUUGCAAUGGGCCCCUGAAACCAAAAAAGCAAUAUUUAUUUAAAUUUAGAGCCACAAAUGUCAUGGGACAGUUUACAGACUCUGAUUACUCUGAUCCUGUUAAGACUUUAGGUGAAGGACUUUCAGAAAGAACUGUAGAGAUUAUUCUUUCAGUCACUUUGUGUAUCCUUUCAAUAAUUCUUCUUGGAACAGCUAUCUUUGCAUUUGCAAGAAUUCGACAGAAGCAGAAAGAAGGUGGUACAUACUCUCCUCGGGAUGCAGAAAUUAUUGACACCAAAUUCAAGCUGGAUCAGCUCAUCACAGUGGCAGACCUGGAACUGAAGGACGAGAGAUUAACGCGGCCGAUAAGCAAGAAAUCUUUCCUGCAACAUGUUGAAGAGCUUUGCACAAACAACAACCUAAAGUUUCAAGAAGAAUUUUCGGAAUUACCAAAAUUUCUUCAGGAUCUUUCUUCAACUGAUGCCGAUCUGCCUUGGAACAGAGCAAAAAACCGCUUUCCAAACAUAAAACCAUAUAAUAAUAACAGAGUGAAGCUGAUAGCUGAUGCUAGUAUUCCAGGAUCAGAUUAUAUUAAUGCCAGCUAUGUUUCUGGCUACUUAUGUCCAAAUGAAUUUAUUGCAACUCAAGGUCCACUACCAGGAACAGUUGGGGAUUUUUGGAGAAUGGUGUGGGAAACCAGGGCGAAAACAUUAGUAAUGCUAACACAGUGUUUUGAAAAAGGGCGGAUCAGAUGCCAUCAGUAUUGGCCAGAGGACAACAAACCAGUUACCGUCUUUGGAGAUAUAGUGAUUACAAAGCUAAUGGAGGAUGUUCAAAUAGAUUGGACCAUCAGAGAUCUGAAAAUUGAAAGGCAUGGGGAUUGCAUGACGGUCCGACAGUGUAACUUCACCGCUUGGCCUGAGCACGGGGUUCCUGAGAACAGUGCCCCUCUAGUCCACUUUGUGAAGCUGGUUCGGGCAAGCAGAGCACAUGACACCACACCUAUGGUUGUUCACUGCAGUGCUGGAGUUGGAAGAACUGGAGUUUUUAUUGCUCUGGACCACUUAACACAACAUAUAAACGAUCAUGAUUUUGUGGAUAUAUAUGGCCUAGUAGCUGAACUGAGAAGCGAAAGAAUGUGCAUGGUGCAAAACCUGGCACAGUAUAUUUUUUUACACCAGUGCAUUCUGGAUAUUUUAUCAAGUAAAGGAAAUAAUCAGCCCAUCUGUUUUGUUAACUAUUCAGCACUUCAGAAGAUGGACUCUUUGGAUGCCAUGGAAGGUGAUGUUGAGCUUGAAUGGGAGGAAACCACGAUGUAAAUAUUCAGACCAAAGAUUACAACUGGAAGAUAUUUUCAAAUCACAGGGGCCAAAAUUAUCCCCUCCUUCUUCUGAAUUGAAAUUGCAACCUUAAAGAAAUCUCUGUGCUCUCCUUACUGUGCCUUACUAAAUGGAUUGACAUUUUAUGAAUAGUUCUAGGAAAUAGCUAACUCAGGAUAGUUAUUUAUUUUAUACAGAAUAAAUAUUAUGCACUUAAAAUGUGUAAGAAAGACAUCCCAGAGAUUUUUUAAGUCUUUCAUACUUUUGGAGUGAGCCAAAUAUAAAAUUAUUAUUAUACUAGCAUUAAUGUUUCCAUGUGAAUUUUCCCUACGUAUUGAAUUUAAUCUCGAACAAAAGUUGUAAAUGUUGAUUCAGUAGUGUUAUUUUGGCCUCCAGGGUGUUGACGUUUCUUGUGGAUAACUUCCAGGACUGUCAUAAUGAUCUGUA